Messenger RNA from Balaenoptera ricei (Rice's whale), 1595 nucleotides. It is a transcript of the gene PHKG2, whose product is annotated as phosphorylase kinase catalytic subunit gamma 2. Gene Ontology annotation, molecular function: phosphorylase kinase activity; ATP binding; calmodulin binding. Gene Ontology annotation, biological process: protein phosphorylation; glycogen biosynthetic process. Gene Ontology annotation, cellular component: phosphorylase kinase complex. The record is from RefSeq and is a predicted model, not a curated record. Bases 97 to 1317 code for a protein of 406 amino acids. Lineage: Eukaryota; Metazoa; Chordata; Mammalia; Artiodactyla; Balaenopteridae. The transcript has 10 exons.
UCUUCGGGUGGCGCUGGCCAUUGGCGGACAGGAUGGGGGCGGGACCUGAGGUCGUCGCCGGCACUGCCUGUGGCUAAGGCCCCCACCUACUUCAAAAUGACGCUGGACGUGGGGCCGGAGGAUGAGCUGCCUGACUGGGCUGCGGCCAAGGAGUUUUACCAGAAGUACGACCCUAAGGACGUCAUUGGCAGAGGAGUGAGCUCUGUAGUCCGCCGUUGCGUUCAUCGAGUUACUGGCCGUGAGUUUGCGGUGAAGAUCAUGGAGGUGACAGCUGAGCGGCUGAGUCCUGAGCAGCUGGAGGAGGUGCGAGAAGCCACGCGGCGAGAGACACACAUCCUUCGCCAGGUCGCCGGCCACCCCCACAUCAUCACUCUCAUCGAUUCCUACGAGUCUUCUAGCUUCAUGUUCCUGGUGUUUGACCUGAUGCGGAAGGGAGAGCUGUUUGACUAUCUCACAGAGAAGGUGGCCCUCUCAGAAAAGGAAACCAGGUCCAUCAUGAGGUCUCUGCUGGAAGCAGUGAGCUUUCUCCACGCCAACAACAUUGUACACCGAGACCUGAAGCCUGAGAAUAUUCUCCUAGAUGACAAUAUGCAGAUCCGACUUUCAGAUUUUGGGUUCUCCUGCCACUUGGAACCUGACGAGAAGCUUCGAGAGUUGUGUGGGACUCCAGGGUAUCUAGCACCAGAGAUCCUUAAGUGCUCCAUGGAUGAAACCCACCCAGGCUACGGCAAGGAGGUCGAUCUCUGGGCCUGUGGGGUGAUCUUGUUCACACUCCUGGCUGGCUCACCACCAUUCUGGCACCGACGCCAGAUCCUGAUGUUACGCAUGAUCAUGGAGGGCCAGUACCAGUUUAGUUCACCUGAGUGGGAUGACCGUUCUGACACUGUGAAAGACCUGAUCUCGAGGCUGCUGCAGGUGGAUCCUGAGGAGCGCCUGACAGCUGAGCAAGCCCUACAGCACCCAUUCUUUGAGCGCUGUGAAGGCAGCCAACCCUGGAACCUCACCCCCCGCCAGCGGUUCCGGGUGGCAGUGUGGACAGUGCUGGCUGCUGGACGGGUGGCCUUAAGCACCCACCGUGUACGGCCACUGACCAAGAGUGCACUGUUGAGGGACCCUUAUGCGCUGCGGCCAGUGCGGCGCCUCAUUGACAGCUGUGCCUUCCGGCUCUAUGGACACUGGGUGAAGAAGGGUGAGCAGCAGAACCGGGCAGCCCUCUUCCAGCACCGGCCCCCAGGGCCUUUUCCCAUGAUGGGCCCUGAAGAGGAGGGGGACUCAGCUACUAUCACUGAAGACGAGGCCAUGCUGGUGCUGGGCUAGUACUUCAGCCCUGAGGAAUCCCAGGAAGCAGAACUCUCCAGGAGGAGGAUUUUUAUCAUUCCAGCUCCUCUGGGCUCUGGCCUCAGGCCCCCCCCAUGCCUGGCCAGGCCCGCCACUGAUCAAACUAUCAUAGAGACCAGCCCUGUACACCUACCCCCACUGGCCAGGGCUUUGAGAUCAGAGCUGAGGUGGAAGAGAGCCACCCAGAGUGCCAUGCCUGGCCUUAUCCAUGCUGCCUGUGCCACGUAUGCAAUAAAACCUGCUACACGCCAGGGAGA